AUGAAGGACAGGGUUGUAAAGAUGAUGAAGAGCAUGCUCCUUCUCCUCAUUUUGCUGGGAGUAGUAUCUGGAAGAAGAACCCAGUUGCUUAAGGGCUUACCUGCAACAAGCACUGUCGAAGAAAAUGCAGCAGCUGGUGUUUCAGUUUAUACCUUUAAUGUAACUGUUUCUCCAUUGUCUUCUGAAGGUGUUGCAAUGCUUCCUACCAUAGUAAAUUCAAAUCCACUUACAGAGGCUUUUGUUAUUGAAUCAAAAGGAGAUCUCGAAUACAGGGUUGUUACCACUGGAAACCCUGUCCUAGAUUAUGAAACUAUGCCAAAGAGCUUUGAUUUACAGAUUUUCGUUGAAGAUACAACUGGGAGAACUGACCUUAGCACACUGACUGUCCGAGUAACAGAUAAAAAUGAACGUCCUGUAUUUCGAGGAAAUAUGGCAAUUCAAACUGUAACGAUCUAUGUCUUGGAAAGAACACCUCCGGAAUGCAUUUACCAAGUUGAUGCAGCUGAUCCUGAAAAUGCUGAACUCAAAUAUUCACUGCUCCCUGCAUCAGUGCCAUUCUUGGUCUUGGAAAGCGGAGCCAUUUUUUCCACAAAAGAAUUUGAUUUUGAGAAAGAUCCACAUUGUUACUUUUUAAAUAUAACAGUGACAGAUCCUGAUGGACUCAACUCAACUAAAACAGUGAAUAUAAAUAUAAUUAACAUCAAUGAUGAAAGACCUUACUUUACCAUAAAACAAAGAAUCUACAGGAUUCCAGAGGAGCAAAGCCCGGGCACCAUUGUUGCCAAUAUAACAGCUAAAGAUCCUGAUGAUGAAGACUCUUCCAGCAGGCUUUUCUACAGCAUCCAGUCUUCUGACAGAUAUUUCUCCAUAAAUCCAUCAACUGGAGUGCUGCAGGUGACUGGGAGAAUCGACCGAGAUGCCCUUCCACUGCGGCUCCAUCCUAACGUCUCAUUGAUAGUCCGAGUGGAGGACAGUCCCAGCAGCGGUCACGCCAGCGAAAUGCAGAUCACAAUCAUUAUUGACGAUAUCAAUGACAACCCACCAGAAUGCAAUCCUUCUACCUUCAGGAAAGAGGCAAAUGAAAAUAUGACUGCUGGGACAUUUCUUCUUGAUCUUAGAAAUUACUGUAAAGAUAUUGAUGUUGAUCCAUCAAACAAUCGAUUUAAUUUCACUGGAUUAUCUGGUUUUGGAAGCAAUAACUUCGCUCUGGAGUCCACUGUGUCUGGAAGACUUGUGAUGACUGAAAGUAUUGAUUUAGAAAACCCAGCGAAUCUAAGAGUUGAAGUCUAUUCUUUGACUGUCAGGGUGCAAGAUAUUGCCUGUCCUAACUACUCAAAUAUCAUCUACAUUUACAUCAGGAUAAAGCCAGUGAAUGAAUUUUUUCCAGUCUUCAGUAAUUUAUCAUAUGAAUUUAAUGUUCCAGAAAUUACUAAAGUUGGAUCCAGCAUCGGAAGAGUGAAUGCCAGAGACAAGGACUGGCCACCCAGUGUCAUCACAUAUUCCAUUGUAGCUGGAGGAGGCACCAGGGAUUACACAAAUAUCUUCUGGAUCAGCCCAGCCAAAGGAGAUGUGAAGAUUUUAGCUAGAUUAGACUAUGAAACAACUCAGAAACACAUUCUCACAGUACAGGCCUCAGACCAAGAGAAGACUGCAACAGCAUCUGUAACUGUCAAUGUUUUGGAAGUAAAUGAUGAAGAACCAGUUUGUUCACCCAAUUUCUCUUCAUUUCAAAUCCCAGUCAGCUUAGCUGUUGGGACCAAUAUUAAUGGCUUCAGGAUUGAAUGUCAAGAUCGCGAUUCUGAUCCCAGGUCUUUCCGUUACUUCAUUAACGAAGGUAACACGAACAAUCAUUUCACCUUUUCACCAAGUGCUGGCUCCAACACAUCUCGGCUGAUUCUUGCAUCAAGGUUUGACUAUGAAAGUGGACUUGAUACAAACUGGAUUUACAGGCUGCGCGUCUAUAUAACAGACGACAAUUUACUAUCUGCCAGGGACAAAACUACACACCUAAUUAAAACUGGAAUGGUGACUUUAAGCAUCAGAGUUAUCCCAAACCCAACUACUGUCAUUACCACGACGCCUGGCUUCACUGUUGUGACAAAAAGGGAAAACCUCUACUCUGAAUCGGCGUGGUACGUGCCAUUCGUCAUCACCCUCGGCAGUUUGCUGCUCCUCGGACUGCUGGGGUACCUGGGGUUCCUGCUGGCGACGUGGGUCCGCACCCGCUGCCCUCCGGCAGGCAAAGCAGACGGCGCGUUUCUGAUAAAUGCUCCAGAAAAGAAGAAACCUAAGAAAGAAGUGAUUGUGACAAUGACAAAGCUAAACACUGUCUUUGAUGGAGAAGCCAGAGACCCAGUUACUGGCAAAAUGUACGAAUUCAAUACAUGGUCGGGGGCCCGGAGGUGGAAGAAGAGCAGUGAGCCCCUGCAGCUGGCACCAGCUGUGCAGGUAACAUCUAGUGCCACAGAGGAUAGUGGCCAAGGGACAGACAGAGCAGAGGCACCAAGCAAAAAAGAGCCUUCAGAGAAGAGGAAAGAGCUGACUGCAGAGAAAAAACCAGCUGCCAAGCCCUCGGCAAGGCAAUCAGAAAUACCAGGCUAG
Gymnogyps californianus (California condor) is the source of this 2601-nucleotide messenger RNA. RefSeq names its product cadherin related family member 3 (gene CDHR3). NCBI's taxonomy places the organism in Eukaryota, Metazoa, Chordata, Aves, Accipitriformes, Cathartidae. Gene Ontology annotation, biological process: homophilic cell-cell adhesion. Gene Ontology annotation, molecular function: calcium ion binding; cadherin binding. The record is from RefSeq and is a predicted model, not a curated record. Gene Ontology annotation, cellular component: plasma membrane; catenin complex. The transcript has 19 exons. The coding region runs from base 1 to 2601 and encodes 866 amino acids.